ACAACCACUGCAGCCCUAACUACAACAACUGCUGCUCCUACGACCACGGCAACUCCACAACCUACUACGACAACCAGUGCAGCUCCUACUACAACAACUGCUGUUCUAACGACCACAGUGACUGCAGCACCUUCUACAAUAACUACAACUUCAGCUCCUAUGACAACCACAACAACAGCACCUACUACAACACCUGCAGUUCCUACAACUGUAGCUCCCACGACCACUCCACCUGAUGUACUUACUACAACAAUCACAACUACAUCUCCUGAUACAACAACUGUCAUUUCUACAUCAACCACAGCAGCUGCAUCUACGACAACCACUGCAGCUCUAACUACAACAACUGCUGCUCCAACGACCACUACAACUCCAGAACCUAUUACGACAACCACUGCAGCUCCUGCUACAACAACUACAACUUCAGCUCCUACAACAACCACAACAACAGCACCUACAACAACUACAACCACUGCAGCCCUAACUACAACAGCUGCUGCUCCUACGACCACGGCAACUCCACAACCUACUACGACAACCAGUGCAGCUCCUACUACAACAACUGCUGUUCUAACGACCACAGUGACUGCAGCACCUUCUACAAUAACUACAACUUCAGCUCCUACGACAACCACAACAACAGCACCUACGACAACCACUGCAGCUGUAACUACAACAACUGCUGCUCCAACGACCACUACAACUCCAGAACCUAUUACGACAACCACUGCAGCUCCUGCUACAACAACUACAACUUCAGCUCCUACGACAACCACAACAACAGCACCUCCAACAACUCCCACAACAACUGCAGCUCCGACAACAGCUUUAGCAUCUACGACAAACACUGCAGCCCUAACUACAACAACUGCAGCUCCUGCUACAACAACUACAACUUCAGCUCCUACGACAACCACAACAACAGCACCUCCAACAACUCCCACACUCCAGAACCUAUUACGACAACUUCUGCAGCUUCUGCUACAACAACUACAACUUCAGCUCCUACGACAACCACAACAACAGCACCUACAACAACUCACCUCCAACAACUCCCACAACAACUGCAGCUCCUACAACAGCUUUAGCAUCUACUUCAACACCUGCAGCCCUAACUACAACAACUGCUACUCCUACGACCACUGUAACUCCACAACCUACUACGACAACCAGUGCAGAUCCUACUACAACAACUGCUGUUCUAACGACCACAGUCACUGCAGCACCUUCUACAAUAACUACAACUUCAGCUCCUACGACAACCACAACAACAGCACCUACUACAACACCUGCAGUUCCUACAACUGUAGCUCCCACGACCACUCCACCUGA
Oncorhynchus nerka (sockeye salmon) is the source of this 1332-nucleotide messenger RNA. RefSeq names its product mucin-5AC-like. The annotation marks the transcript as partial. The transcript has 5 exons. The record is from RefSeq and is a predicted model, not a curated record. NCBI's taxonomy places the organism in Eukaryota, Metazoa, Chordata, Actinopteri, Salmoniformes, Salmonidae.